UGUAACAUUAUAGAAAUGUUUUUAAAACAAUGUCUAAUGAUUAUAGAAUAUUCUGUAACGUUACCUUUCAAGCCUCAUCCACUGCAGUCCCCUUUUCACAACAUGUCCUUCGGGAACCUGGGUGGGUGAAUGACUUCGUUGCUGUGUUGAAGAAAAGAAAUCUCGAAUUUGACCACCAUGGCUGCCCAGGUAACAGAAGCAGACCAGAUUAAACAGUUCAAAGAAUUUCUUGGCACCUACAACAAACUAGAGAACUGCUUCAUGGACUGUGUGAAGGAUUUUACCACUAGAGAAGUAAAGCCAGAGGAGUCCACCUGCUCAGAGAGCUGCCUACAGAAGUACCUGAAGAUGACCCAGCGCAUCUCCAUGCGCUUCCAGGAGUACCACAUCCAGCAGAACGAAGCCCUGGCACAGAAAGCAGGUUUAAUGGGACCACGGUAGAGAACUACCGCCCUUUAAAUAUGGACAUAACACCAGCAGUCCCCCAUCCAGUCUGAUCACAACACGAUCUACACACCACUAUGAAGCUGUUAUUUGUGAAUCAGUGGAUGGCUAACCUACAUCAUCUACUUCUCAGGCUGAUGACUGCUUGGACACUUCUAACCAGAGGGCUGUUAUGAGCCCUCACAAGGAAAAGCCUGAUCAUGUAUGAGAUCAUGCUGAGUUUUGAUCCAGGCAGAAUGUGAAUUUUUGUUUAUUAUAGUGUAUGUAAAGUAUUCUUUGUCUAUGAUGUGAAUUAAUAAGAUACUAGCAAUAACUUGGGAGUGUUAAUUGUCCUUUUCAUAUAAAAAUCCAUAUUUGUAAGUAAAUGUCUAAACACUGACCAUCAUCCAGCUGUCCCCUCUUGUGCAACAUUCAUUAAAUAGAAUUACCUGGGUAUACUGGUAAAUUUC
Molecule: messenger RNA, 893 nt
Organism: Salmo salar (Atlantic salmon)
Lineage: Eukaryota; Metazoa; Chordata; Actinopteri; Salmoniformes; Salmonidae
Source: RefSeq, a predicted model, not a curated record